CACCAAAAGGCCGAAACAUCCAUCCAAACCUCUUUCUUUUUCAUGUGACAUGUCUAGGUACUUACUAGUUCCCUUUUAUGCUCUUCUACUUUCUGUUCCCAAGCAAAAGCCAUUGUUUCUUCACACCUUUUGUUUUCUAAGUACCAACCUAAGUUUCUUCUAAUCCGUAAUCUUUUUCUUUUUCAUGGCUUUCCUCAAGUGGGUUUUACUGAUUUUCACUCUUCAUUCGUUUAUGCCUACACCCAUUUCUUCAAAUCUUUCAUUAAACAAGGAAGCCUUAGCGCAAAUCCCACUCAACUUUCUCGAAUUUUCCAAGAAACCAGAGAUUAUGGAUUGGAUGGUUAAUAUUAGAAGAAAAAUACAUGAAAACCGGGAGCUUGGUUAUGAAGAAUUUGAGACUAGUAAGCUUAUACGAGCUGAGCUUGAUCUUAUGGGCAUCCCUUACAAGUGCCCGAUUGCUGUUACGGGUGUUGUCGGCUAUAUUGGCACCGGCAAGCCUCCUUUUGUCGCACUCAGAGCAGAUAUGGAUGCUCUUGCCAUGGAGGAACUGGUUUUAUUGGGAGCAUAAGAGCAAGGUUCCUGGAAAGAUGCAUGCUUGUGGACAUGAUGCUCAUGUUGCUAUGCUUCUUGGUGCUGCAAAGAUGCUUCAACAUAAUCAAAAUGAUUUGCAGGGAACAGUUGUUCUUAUUUUUCAACCGGCAGAGGAAGGGGGUGGGGGAGCCAAAAUAAUGUUAGAUGAAGGGGCUUUGGACAAAGUUGAUGCCAUCUUUGCACUCCAUGUUACAGCUAGAGUCCCCAUCGGUAUGGUGGCCUCCCGACCUGGUCCGAUUUCAGCUGCAAUGGGUUUCUUUGAGGCUGUAAUUAAUGGAAAAGGGGGACAUGCUGCAAUUCCUCAGCAUACAGUAGACCCCAUUUUAGCAGCUUCCAAUGUGAUUGUUAGCUUGCAACAUCUAGUUUCACGUGAAGCUGAUCCCUUGGAUUCUCAGGUGGUCAGCAUUGCGAAAUUCCAAGGGGGUGGUGCAUUCAAUGUCAUUCCGGAUUCUGUCACCAUUGGUGGCACUUUCAGGGCAUUUUCAAAAGAAAGCUUUCUUCAACUCAGACAAAGGAUUGAGGAGGUUAUAUCGAAACAAGCAAGCGUACAAAGAUGCAAUGCAACGGUGAUCUUCGACGAAAGGUCCAUGUACCCUGUGAACUCAAACAACAAAGAGUUGCAUGAGCAUUUCAGAAAGGUUGCAGGGGAGAUUUUGGGCUUUGAGAACAUUAUAGAAAUGCAGCCGCAGAUGGGAGGAGAGGAUUUUGCAUUCUUUUCAGAGUCGAUCCCUGGACUUUUUUUCUUUCUUGGAAUGAAGGAGACGGAAGGCGCAGUUCACUCGGGACAUUCACCCUACUUCAGAGUAAAUGAAGAUGUUUUUCCAUACGGUGCAGCUUUACAUGCAUCGUUGGCGAUAACAUACCUCUUGCAAAAUCCGACCAAAUAUACUUCACCUCCAGAAGUAAGUUAUCGUGAUGAACUCUAAUAGUAUGUAGUUGCAUAUCUCAUCCAAACUAUUAUGAAUAAUGAUAGUACUUUUGAAAAGUUUAGUUUAAAA
Messenger RNA from Gossypium arboreum, 1589 nucleotides. RefSeq names its product IAA-amino acid hydrolase ILR1-like 1. The transcript has 5 exons. Bases 363 to 1517 code for a protein of 384 amino acids. NCBI's taxonomy places the organism in Eukaryota, Viridiplantae, Streptophyta, Magnoliopsida, Malvales, Malvaceae. Gene Ontology annotation, molecular function: IAA-Ala conjugate hydrolase activity. Gene Ontology annotation, biological process: auxin metabolic process. Gene Ontology annotation, cellular component: endoplasmic reticulum. The record is from RefSeq and is a predicted model, not a curated record.